AUGAAUACUAAACUCAAAAUACAGGUCAAGGAGAGACCUGACGUAGGAGUUUACAUCAAGGAUCUUUCUGGAUACGUGGUAAACAAUGCUGACGAUAUGGACCGGAUUAUGACCCUUGGACACAAAAACCGUUCUGUGGGUGCGACUAAUAUGAACGAGCACAGCUCUCGUUCUCAUGCUAUCUUCACCAUAACUAUCGAGUGCAGUGAGAAAGGUGUAGAUGGACAUCAACAUGUGCGCAUGGGAAAGCUUCACUUGGUGGAUCUUGCGGGCUCUGAAAGACAGGGAAAAACGGGAGCCACAGGUCAACGUCUUAAAGAGGCUACAAAAAUCAACCUGUCUCUGUCCACCUUGGGAAAUGUUAUCUCUGCACUCGUGGAUGGAAAAAGCACCCACGUGCCCUAUAGGAACUCAAAACUCACCCGACUCUUACAGGACUCUCUAGGAGGAAACUCCAAAACCAUGAUGUGUGCAAACAUCGGCCCAGCAGAUUACAACUACGAUGAAACCAUCAGUACUCUCCGUUAUGCCAACCGUGCCAAAAACAUCAAGAAUAAGGCCAGGAUUAAUGAGGACCCCAAGGAUGCACUGCUGCGUCAGUUUCAGAAGGAAAUUGAAGAGCUCAAGAAAAAACUGGAAGAAGGGUUGCUCUUCAGGAUGUGA
Molecule: messenger RNA, 663 nt
Organism: Sinocyclocheilus anshuiensis
Lineage: Eukaryota; Metazoa; Chordata; Actinopteri; Cypriniformes; Cyprinidae
Product: kinesin-like protein KIF3A
Exons: 5
Coding region: 1-663 (220 amino acids)
Biological process (GO): microtubule-based movement
Molecular function (GO): ATP binding; microtubule motor activity; microtubule binding
Source: RefSeq, a predicted model, not a curated record